GCGAGUCGCCUAUUUAGGGUGCGGCGGCGGGUGAGAGCGGUGCGCCCAUGGCGGCCCUGGGGGACGAGGUGCUGGAUGGUUACGUGUUCCCAGCGUGCGCCCCCUGCUCGUACCCGUACCCCAACCCGGCGGCCACCAAGGUCAGGGGCGCGGCGGGCGGCAGCUGGCAGCACCGCGGCGGGGGCUGCCUUCCCGCCUCCUCGUCCUCCUCCCCCUUCUCGGCGGGUGCGGCCUCGUCGUCCUUCCCGGGCUGCAGGCAGCUGACCGCCGCCGAGUACUUCGACAGCUACCAGCGGGCGCAGCUCAUGGCCCUGCUGGCGCAGGUGGGGCCUGGCCUCGGGCGGCGCGCCCGCGCCCGCAGGGUUGGCAGCUGCGAUGUGGCGGUGCAGGUGAGCCCGCGCGUGGACGCCGCGGUGCAGUGCUCGCUGGGGAGGCGCACGCUGCAGCGCCGGGCCCGCGACCCCCAGUCCCCGGCCGGCCCCGGCGCCCAGGGCGCAACCGGCCGCGGCAGCUCUCACUCCCAGCCGCCGGCUCGCCGGGUCCCGGAGCAGGGCAGCCUCCUGAGCGGCGCCCUGCGGCCCGUGCGCUUUCCGCGCACCGUCGCCGUGUACUCGCCCGUGGCCUCGCGCCGCAUCACCGCCUUCCUGAGGGGGCCCGGGCCCAGGGCCGCGGCGGGGGAGCAGAGGUCCGGGGCGUCGGACGGAGAGCAGGGGUCGCGGUCCGUGCGACUUCGAGGCCCAGAGGAGGGAGAGGCGUCGGCGAGCAAGGUGCCCCGACGGCCGCAGUCCGAGGACGACGGCGAGGCCCAGGCCGCGGUCCGGGAGAGCUGGGAGCUGCCGGGCGACGGCCCCGGGCUGCCGCCGCGGGAGGCCCAGGAGGGCUCGGCGGCUCGGCGGUCAGCGCUAAGGAGCCCGGGGCCGUCUCCGCCGGUGGGGAGGGCCCGAGACGGCGGCGACGGGCGGGAGGCGGCCGCCGCCGGAGAGAGGCAGUCGCCACGGAGCCCGGAGCCGUGCAAGGAGCGGCUGCGCUUCCAGUUCUUAGAGCAGAAAUAUGGCUAUUACCACUGCAAGGACUGCAACAUCCGAUGGGAGAGUGCUUAUGUGUGGUGUGUACAGGGAACUAACAAGGUUUACUUCAAACAGUUUUGCAGAACUUGUCAGAAGUCUUAUAACCCUUACCGAGUGGAGGAUAUCGCCUGUAAAAGUUGUAAACAAACUAAAUGUUCCUGCCCAGUAAAACUUCGCCACGUGGAUCCUAAACGGCCCCACCGUCAAGAUUUGUGCGGGAGAUGCAAAGGCAAACGCCUGUCCUGUGACAGCACUUUCAGCUUCAAAUACAUCAUUUAAGUGAAAGCGUUGCUGUGCUGACGGAGGAAGUGAGCUUUUCUGUGCCUCUUCUCUCCCUUCUCAAAAUGCUUCGUGAAAGGCAGUGUAUUCUGAAAAAGCCUUCCAAUAAAGGUAUUUGCAACAC
Molecule: messenger RNA, 1470 nt
Organism: Saimiri boliviensis boliviensis (Bolivian squirrel monkey)
Lineage: Eukaryota; Metazoa; Chordata; Mammalia; Primates; Cebidae
Gene: ZAR1
Product: zygote arrest 1
Biological process (GO): translation
Cellular component (GO): cytoplasm
Source: RefSeq, a predicted model, not a curated record